Messenger RNA from Xyrichtys novacula (pearly razorfish), 1600 nucleotides. The record is from the annotation of a GenBank genome assembly. NCBI's taxonomy places the organism in Eukaryota, Metazoa, Chordata, Actinopteri, Labriformes, Labridae.
GCUCAGAAUAACGCCGGAGACUUUACAGACAACUACACACAGCCUCUCUCUACUCACUGACGAGCACGAUCGCGCUUGGAUUAUAACUAUGACUCUGGAAGAGGUUCACGGACAAGAGAACACAAUGAACAACACAGACAGGUGAAUAUCUAACUCAAUCUUUUAUCGUUUUCAAAGCUGUUUGGUGUUUUUUUUUUACACUUCACCAGAUUGUGCUCGGUGUACUGAUGAUGUGUAUUUUUCACUCCAAAGGGUGCAAAGUGCAGGCGCAGCCCUGGAGGAGCUGCUUGUCUCUGCUAAGAAGCAAGACUACCUCACAGUUGGAGUUUAUGAAUCUGCAAAAGUCAUGAAUGUGUAAGUAUUGAACUCUUUGAACGUCUAAAACAAUUGCCAUUUGUUCAUUUAUACGUGUUUUGUGUUAUUUUAUGAUCGUGAAAGGGAACCACAUUCUCACCAUCUGUCUCGCUUUCCCCACAGUGAUCCAGACAGCGUGGCAUUCUGUGUCCUCGCAACCGACGAGGAGUACGAGUGUGACAUCGCUCUGCAGAUCCACUUCACCCUCAUUCAGGCUUUCUGUUUCGAGAACGACAUCAACGUGGUGCGCGUUAACGACAUCGAUCGCCUGGCAGACCUCGUGCGUGCAGACGAGACCGGCGAGCCCAAGGACGCGCACUGCAUUCUUGUCACGGUACGUUUCCCCGUAUGCACCCACGCUCAGCCAACCACCAGCCAGUGAAUCAUUCAUGCAUCACCUCCCCUGUCUGACUUUUGUGCACGGUUACUGCAUGACUCUAAACGUGUCUUCUUCGCUUUUCAUUCCAGAGCCCCAGUGCAAACCCGUGGAAAGACCCGGCGCUUGACAAGCUGAGUCUGUUCUGCGAGGAGAGCCGCAGCGUGUACGACUGGGUACCCACCAUCACACUCCCAGAGCGCUGAAGUGACAUUCCACCAACAAUGCUUCACAUGCUGAUGAUGAAGAUGAUGAAAAGAAGAGUCAUGGAGCUGAGCUUCAGCUAUGGGUGAUGAGCCUUACUGCUGCACAUGGCAGGAUUAAGAGGCUGCAAGAAUGGUGCACCCUUCCAGUGCAUUCUGGGUCAGUACGGUGGCUUCUGGAUUACCCUUGAGGAAGGGGGUUCAAGUUAAGAGGUCGAGGAGUGGACUGGGUCAUGUGUUUUGAAGAGUGGACCAGAAAGCCUGAUGGACACUGAGAAGGAUUUGGAGUGUGCUGCAUAGUGCAUGAAAAGUUAUGACCCACUUGCUGCCCUAGAUUGAAGGCGAUGGGGAAUGGAGCAAAGAAGGUCACAGAAAUAUAGACUGUGCAAGAAAUGGACACCUGAAAGUGCAAAGGCUGGACUGAAUCUCCUUAAAGAUGAUGCAGAUUCAGAAGAUCUUGAAAUGGACUUAAAGUUUCUUUUUCAGUGCAGCUAUCGGGAAGUUCUUGGGGACUUUGCUUGCAAAUCCUGAUCUGAGCUGCAUCUGCAACAAUUUUUUUUCCUGGACUGAUUUUUACUUUGAAGUAUGCACACAAAGCAAUGCAAUAUGAAAGUGAAUUGUACUCAUUUUUAAUGUUUUGUGAAUAAAAAAACUGAAAUCAAACUCA